This is a messenger RNA of Episyrphus balteatus (marmalade hoverfly), 801 nucleotides long. Its product is annotated as trypsin delta-like. The transcript has a single exon. Gene Ontology annotation, biological process: proteolysis. NCBI's taxonomy places the organism in Eukaryota, Metazoa, Arthropoda, Insecta, Diptera, Syrphidae. Gene Ontology annotation, molecular function: serine-type endopeptidase activity. Bases 1 to 801 code for a protein of 266 amino acids. The record is from RefSeq and is a predicted model, not a curated record.
AUGUUUCGACUCGUAGUUGUUGUUGCCUUGAGUGUUUUCUGUCUUGCGUCGUCUGCAGUACCAAAAACUUAUACCGACAGAAUUGUUAAUGGCAGAACAGCGAGUAUUAACGAGUAUUACUGGCAAGUGUCAGUCCAACAAGAUCGGUCACAUUUUUGUGGAGGAAGUAUUCUAACGCCAACUAAAGUCCUUACAGCUAGUCAUUGCACAGAAGACAUAAUACAAAAAGGUCAAGAGCAUACUUGUCAAGUUCGUGCUGGUUCUUCAAACUGGAAUACUGGUGGCGUUGUUCGAGAUGUAAAAUCGAUUAUAAAUCAUCCAGAUUAUAAUUCUAAAUCAAUGGAGUAUGAUGUUGCAAUUGUUGACUUAAAAACAGCUUUAGUUUGGAGUGCAAGUAUUAAACCAAUCAAACUUUCUCUAAAUACGUUAGCUGAUAAAACACGUGUCGAUGUAAGUGGAUGGGGUCAAUUGGCUGCAAAUAAGAUAAUUCUUCCCAAAGUAUUGAAAGCAGUAACUCUAGAUUUUUUGACACUUGCAACAUGUGCGUCAGAUUUUCUGUAUGAUUCGGAUUCUAUAAGAAAAUCCAUGGUCUGUGCAGUUGGAACUAACCAAGAUUCAUGCCAAGGAGAUUCUGGUGGGCCUCUGGUUAAGUCGGAUGAAGCAUGUCAAGUUGGAGUUGUGUCAUGGGGACUCGGAUGUGCUGAGGAAGGACUUCCAGGUGUUUAUUGUAAUGUUGCUGAUGCAGGAGUCAAGGCAUUUAUUCAAAAAAAUGCUCCUGAUGCAGUCUAUACAAAUUGUUAA